CCGGUUGCUGUCAAAAGAGCCAUCGCGUGCUGUUUUCUUUUGAGACCACCACACGCGUGAAGCUAGGUGGUAUGGAAUCUGUAAUUUUGGACGAUUAAACAAGAAAGUUAUUGUUCGUUUUGUUCAAACUGAUUGUGAAUUGACGCUAAAAUGGCUUUGUUUGUGUUGUACGAGCACGCCGCCGGAUACGGGCUGUUUAGCGUGAAGGAGUUCGAAGAGAUCGGCAUGCUGUUGCCGCAGGUGGAAGCAUCGAUCCUGGAUUUGGCACGUUUCAAUGCAAUCAUCAAGCUAGUCGGUUUCCAUCCGUUCAAAACGGCCGUCGCUGCCUUGAACAAUGUCAAUGCCAUCUCCGAGGGACUGCUGCCGGACGAUUUGUCCAGCUUUCUGGACACCUCGCUACCAAAGUCCGCGAAAAAGAAGCCGGUAACGCUUGGUGUAGGGGAUGCGAAGCUGGGUGCAGCGAUUGCCGAAGCGCUGAAUGUGCAGUGUUCACACAUUGGUGCAGUGCCGGAAAUAUUGCGCGGCAUCCGGCAUCACUUUGGCAGCAUGGUGAAGGGUUUCACCGAUAAGUCGGCUGCAGUGGCACAGCUUGGGCUGGGUCACAGCUAUUCGCGUUGCAAGGUGAAGUUUAAUGUUCAUCGUUCGGAUAACAUGAUCAUUCAAUCGAUCGCACUGCUCGAUCAACUAGACAAGGAUGUGAAUACGUUCUCGAUGCGUAUUCGCGAGUGGUAUUCGUACCACUUCCCGGAGCUGUCCAAGAUCGUACCGGAUAACUACUUGUUUGCGAAAGUGGCAUUCUUUGUCAAAGAUCGUAAAACACUUACAGAUGAAAGUUUGCCCGGUUUGGAGGAAAUUUUGAUGGACUCAGAAAAGGCAGAAGCCGUCGUAAGUGCUGCGCGAAUGUCGAUGGGCAUGGACAUCUCCAUGGUCGAUCUAAUCAAUAUCGAAAUGUUUGCCAAGCGGGUUAUCAAACUGUCCGAUUACCGUCAGCAACUGUCUGGCUACCUGCAAUCGAAGAUGAACUGUGUCGCCCCGAAUCUGCAGGCCCUGAUCGGCGAUCAGGUUGGCGCCCGCUUAAUCUCGAAGGCUGGCAGCCUUACGAAUCUGGCCAAAUUCCCCGCAUCGACGGUACAAAUUCUUGGCGCGGAAAAGGCUCUCUUCCGUGCAUUGAAAACGAAAAGUAACACGCCGAAGUAUGGAUUGCUGUUUAAUUCUUCGUUCAUUGGCAGAGCGAACGCUAAAAACAAGGGGCGCAUUUCCCGGUUCCUGGCCAACAAGUGUACAAUUGCUUGCCGUAUCGAUUGCUUCACCGAAACACCCUCCAACGUGUUUGGAGAGGCACUGAAGGGGCAGGUUGAGGAGCGAUUGAGAUUCUACGAGCAGGGUGAAGUACCACGCAAGAAUUUGGAUGUCAUGAAGGAAGCGAUGUCGGAGCUCGGUCAGCAAGUAUCGGGUGAUGGAGGCAAGAAAAAGAACAAACGCAAGCUAGAGGACACGAAUGGAAACGGGACCGAAAUGAACGGAACGGCGGGAGGAAAUUCCGCAAAGAAGCGGAAGAAAUCGAAACUGAACGAUACGAACGGGGACGAUGCGAACGGAUCGAUCAUGCUCGACACUAGCAGCAACCAGAUGGACGUAUCGAACGGUGAAGGCAAGAAGAAAAAGAAGAAAAACAAAAAUCGAGAAUCAGUGGCCGAAGUAUGAGCAGCGCGCCAGAUCCGCAUAUACAUAAUCGAAAUAAGAUAUUUUAGGUGUGGCAUUAAUAAUUACAUUGACAGGCAUAAUAGAUUAGAAAGCGUUCAGCAAACGUUGCAUUGGAGUCCACCAUGAAGUAAAUGGCCCUCAACACUACUAUUAGCGGAAGAUAUAUUUUCUAUUAUUUUUUCAUUCAACAAAUUUUCUUUUUCCUCUUACCUUGUAACUUUGAGUCUUCGCACCGCUUGUAUCGGAAUAAAGCUAUCCUAAGCAGAAGACUA
This is a messenger RNA of Anopheles funestus (African malaria mosquito), 1976 nucleotides long. It is a transcript of the gene Nop56, whose product is annotated as nucleolar protein 56. The record is from RefSeq and is a predicted model, not a curated record. The transcript has 2 exons. Lineage: Eukaryota; Metazoa; Arthropoda; Insecta; Diptera; Culicidae. Gene Ontology annotation, molecular function: snoRNA binding. Bases 151 to 1704 code for a protein of 517 amino acids. Gene Ontology annotation, cellular component: small-subunit processome; box C/D methylation guide snoRNP complex.